AUGUCACAGAGGAAUUCGCAGAUCUCCAGUCCCCGGUCCAAAUGCACAUUCAUACCGCUCAUCUUCACAGUCGGCGAGAAGCCCAACUUGUGUCCGAACGAGGAGAACCUGACGCUGAGGCCGGGCAUGUUCUGCCAAACCGACCACCAGUGCCCGCACGAGCUCAAGUGCUGCAAGAACAGCGACGGCGACAUGGGAUGCGUGCAGCCCAGGCCGAAGACGACGUGCGCGGAGACUGUGUGUGACGAGGACGCCAGCUGUCUACAGAAGCACGACGUGGCCGUAUGCGUUUCUCACACCAAGGUGGGGCACUGUCCUUUGAUCGCCACCGCCCUGCGGCCGUGCAAGAAGGCCCGCGUCCUCUGCGAAGUGGACGAAGACUGCGAAGGGGACGACAUCUUGCUGCACGGGCCGGCUGCCCGCUAG
Pollicipes pollicipes is the source of this 426-nucleotide messenger RNA. RefSeq lists its product as uncharacterized. Gene Ontology annotation, molecular function: peptidase inhibitor activity. The transcript has 5 exons. Gene Ontology annotation, cellular component: extracellular region. Bases 1 to 426 code for a protein of 141 amino acids. NCBI's taxonomy places the organism in Eukaryota, Metazoa, Arthropoda, Thecostraca, Pollicipedomorpha, Pollicipedidae. The record is from RefSeq and is a predicted model, not a curated record.